UUAUUAUGCCAUUUUUGGAUCUAAAAUUUAUUCGAAAAAGAAUUAAUUAUCAUUAUUUUAUGAUACGAAUGUCGAUACAAUCAUUAACAUUACCAUUGCCAAUAUCAUCAUCAUCAUUGCGUCAAUUUAAACGCCGAAAAAGAUGGCCAACAUUCAAUUGUCUUUUAUUCGUGGCCAUAUUCUUCAUAAUCAUAUUGCCAUUAUUAUUGAUUUAUCGUCUUUAUUGGUUUCGUGAUUUUAUCUACAUAAUUAGACCAACAUUUGAUCAUAAGGUGACGUUUAAAAAUGUGAUUACACAUUAUCAUCUGAUCGAUAGCGGUAAUGACAGUACUGAUGAUCAAUUAUUGUGUUCAUUUCAUGGAUGGAUCGCACGAAAUAAUCGACAGCCAAAUAUCAAAGUGAUUGAUGCAUUUCUAUUUUCAUUAGAAUUUGAUUUACUUGAAAUUCGUUUACGUGAAUUAUGGCCUGUUGUCGAUAUAUUUAUUGCAAUGGAAGCGAAUCGUACAUUUAAUGGUCAAUCAAAACCAUUAUGGUUACGUGAACAACAACAAUUCACUAAACGUUUUGAAUGGGCAUCAGAAAAAUUGAAAAUUUUCAAUUGUCCAGAUCUUCGUCCAUUGGAAUCAGGACAAAGUCCAUUUGUGAAUGAAAUUCGUAUGCGUAAUUGUAUGACAUGGACAAUACGUUCAUUGGCUCGAACCAAUGAUUUGAUAAUUGUUGGUGAUGUUGAUGAAAUACCAAGACGUGAAACAAUCAAUCUAUUUCGUCGUUGCGAUGGUUUUCCAGAAAUUGUACAUUUACAAAUGAAAACAUUUUUUUAUUCAUUUGAAUUUUAUUAUUCAUCAGAUGAUUUUUGGCAAGCUAAACUGCAAACAUAUGAUCGAAAAAGAUUCUAUUAUAGCCAUCAAAAAGGUAGUGAACAUCUACUUGCUGAUAGUGGUUGGCAUUGUACAUUCUGUUUUCGUUACAUUCGAGAUUUUCGUUUUAAAAUGACAAGUUAUUCACACAAUGAUCGAAUAAUGGGACGUAAUUAUCUUCUCGAUGAUGAUGAAAUACAACGACGUAUUUGUAAUGGAUUGGACAUUUUCGAUAUGUAUCCUGAAGUUUAUAGUUUUAAAGAAUUGAUGCAGAAAUUCGGUCCAAUACCACAUAUGGAUAGUUUUAUCGAUAUACCAGCAACGUUAUUACGAUAUUCGAAACGAUUUCCAUUCCUGUUGAAAGGAAAUUGUAUACGUGAUGAUUAUCGCCAUCGUAGUAGUUUGAAAUGACAGAAAAAAAA
Molecule: messenger RNA, 1279 nt
Organism: Dermatophagoides farinae (American house dust mite)
Lineage: Eukaryota; Metazoa; Arthropoda; Arachnida; Sarcoptiformes; Pyroglyphidae
Biological process (GO): N-acetylglucosamine metabolic process
Cellular component (GO): membrane
Molecular function (GO): beta-1,4-mannosylglycoprotein 4-beta-N-acetylglucosaminyltransferase activity
Source: RefSeq, a predicted model, not a curated record